UUUGCAACGUUUUCCUCCAAGCUCUCUCUCUCCCUCUCUCUCUCUCUCUCUGCGCUGCUGAAGGGAGCCCUAGAAGGAGCAGCAGCUGCCACCGAACUCGUCUCUACCUCUCCAUCGGAGGGCCGAUUCUUCGUCAAUCGGUUCUGAUUUCCAACGAAAUCGAGAGAGAUUUGGACUUCGAAGUCCCAGUUCUAGGAAGAAUUAUCACCCGAUUGAGAUUCUUUCAUCUUUGUCCUUUGUUCUGGUAAUAAUCCGAUAUCUGUCGGCCCAGCUUCCAGUCUGCUCGGAUCCGGAUCUGGCCGGUCCCUUAGUCUUGGCCGUGUUCGGUCGCGUGAAUCGGUUUCUCGGGCGAUUCCGUCGAUUCUGUGUUGUACCCGGUUUAGGCGAUGCUCUUCCCUUCCCCUUCUUUACUUAUGUCCAGGGCAUGUCGUGGGUCGUUCUUUGAGCUUCCUCUGUCUAGCUGUAGCAUGUGUGGACGGCGGUGUACCUUCUGUCUGCCUAGUGGAUGCUCGGGACUGACCUAGUUUCCGGUUUGGCGUAUUUUGGGCUUGUUAAAAGUCCAACUUAGAGAGUCUGUGGGCAUAUCACUGACGUUGGAAAGAUGCCGAAGGACAGAAGAGAGCGAUCUGUAUCUUCUGAUAGGUGCAGGGCAUCUCCUUUCCGUUGCAGCUCCAGUAGAACAAAACAUCCAUCCUCAAAAGUUCCUUCUGAAACUGAGGCAAAUAUCAAAGAAUGGGAAGAAGCCAGGUGCCCUGUGUGCAUUGAACACCCUCACAAUGCCGUUCUCCUCAUAUGUACUUCUCACGAUAAAGGCUGCCGUCCUUAUAUGUGUGAUACAAGCUAUCGACAUUCCAACUGUCUUGACCAGUUCCGCAAAUCAUUUGCAGUGAGCACACCGACAACACCAACAACCCCAACAACUCCAAUACAGGAGCAGAGUCUUCUUGUUAAUGAAAGUUCAUCGCCUGAAAUACCCCAAGAAGAAGAACCUCUACUUGGAAAUGAAACCUUGCCACUGCAAGAGCUAAGUCCACCUCCAAAUGCUAAUCUGUCUGGGGAUAUUUCACAGCGGGAACAUAGUCCACCUGCAAAUAUGAGCUCACCCACUGAGUCGACCGUUACUGAACUGCACGAAGAGCAUGCAGAUGGACAUGUUACGACACCUUCCGAGAAUCCAGCUGAUCCAAAGCUCCUAUGCCCGCUCUGCCGAGGGCAGAUCAAAGACUGGAUUGUUGUGGACGCAGCUCGCCGCUAUAUGAACGCGAAAUCGAGAAGCUGUGCAUGUGCGACUUGUGAAUUUUCCGGGACCUAUAUGGACCUAAGAAAGCAUGCUAGGCUCGAGCAUCCUACUGUUCGGCCAACUGAGGCUGACCCAGAAAGACAGCGUAGUUGGAGGAGAUUGGAACGACAGAGGGACCUUGGGGACCUUCUCAGUACCCUCCAGUCCUCCUUUGAGGAGGAAAGAGGUGAAGACAGCCUGUUGCCCAUGGAUGAAAGGGGUUGGCUGACUGUUUUUUUUCUCAUACGAGUAUUUAGGCCCGAGUCAAGCUCAAGGAAUAGCAGCUGGUCCGGUACCUCUAGAGCAAGAGCUCAACUGAGUUUUAGGAGGAGGUCAACUAGAUUAUGGGGUGAGAGCUAUGAUGGGGAGACGAUUUCUUUCUCCACAGAGGACGAUAACGAGUCAUCAGGUGAUGAAGUGGGUCCCUGGAGGCGGCUUCGGCGUACCAGACGAAGGACAACUCCGGAUGACCAGCCCUGACAGCAGGUUCCUUUGGAAGUCGUAUCCAAGCCGAUGCGGGUCCUUCCAAUCGGGUGAAUGAAAGAGGAGGUUAAUCCAGCUCCUCGGUUUUUCUGCUUUACAUGUCCCGUUCUAUGCAGUACGGGACGACCAAUCCUUUCUGCUUCCAGUUACUCGGAUGUUGGCAAAGAGGGUUGGAACAAUUUGUAAAAUUUCUUGGAAAUCUUAAAACGAAUUAAUGUACAUUUGUUUGGAUGCUAUUGAACUCCUUGUUUGUUUGCGAUAGAUAAAAUUGUCUCCGAAUGUGAUGCUGAAUUGGCCUUCGCGAUUGGGUGAGCUUCGGUGGCUGCUACUGCCCCCGGAGUCUCAUCAACUGGCGAGGGCUAUUGUCAUUAGAUGAAUACAUGAGAAAUAAAUGUAGAUUUCUGAAAUGCUAUGUUUUGCUGGAGGAAAUACAAUCUUCACUGAUUUGAA
This is a messenger RNA of Punica granatum (pomegranate), 2212 nucleotides long. NCBI's taxonomy places the organism in Eukaryota, Viridiplantae, Streptophyta, Magnoliopsida, Myrtales, Lythraceae. The record is from RefSeq and is a predicted model, not a curated record.